AUGUUAUGAUCUUCUUUCCUAAUUCCACCCUUAUUAUCUUUAGCAAUCACUGUGAUUCCUGCAAUGGCCAAAUCUGAGGAGGCAGAAAAAGAAACUGUGGCCAUGUUCACAUCACUAUCCCUGUGGAGGAUUGAUCUUUGGUAGCUUUUUCCUGUCACACCAAAACUACACCCCACAAGGAAUACAAGGAAACACCAGCAAUUAUCUUUUGAUCUCUCUAUUCUUCUUCUUCUUCUUCUUCAUUCCUCCAUUUCUGCUUUCUUCCCCACCAAACUCCAAAACAAAGGUAAGAGAAAGAAGAAGAAGAAGAAGAAGAAGAAGAAGAAGGCAUGUCCAAGUUAUGGACUUCUUGCAAUGCCGGUCUCCUUCUGGCCAUCCUCUUGGAUGACUUCCUCUCCUUCUGCACCUUCUUGACCUCUCAUCCAUUGCAUUUGGCCUACCUGCUCUUCUUCUUUCCUUACCUUGCCCAGUUACUCUCAUUCCUCUCUCCUCUCCUCCUCUCCACUGUAGUCCUCCUCUUGGUUCUCCUUACCAUCUCCCCCUACCUCGAUGAGGCGCCCCCUGCGGCGCCACCCGAGUUCGUCGGUAAAACUUGCUGCAUUGUCCUCAGCAUUCUAAAGGACAACCUCCAUGGCAAUGGGAGGAUCGACCAGUUAGACCAAUUUGCGUCGAUAAUUCUCUCAUCGAUCGAUGAUGCCAGUCCAAGCUCGCAGGAGAGUGCCGCGCAAGCACUGUUCGGCGAGUUCUUUGAGGAUGCUUGUUCAGAUCCAGAAGCAGAGGAGAAGUGUUUGGCUUCUGCUGUUGGGGGCGGAGGAAGCAGUUUGGAGGAGACUCCUACUGAUGUCGCUUUGGGCAUUUCCGCCACAGAUGGUGAGCACCAGGUAGCCAAUUCUGGGACCGGAAUCCUAUGCGGGGCAACUGAAGCACAAGCAAAAGGAAUGCCGAAUGCUCGAGAAGUCCUUGGCUCACAUCGGGAGUUUGCAGAGCCCAAGCGGGACGAAGACAGAGCAGAGCAUCUAACAGAAUCUAUGACCAUCGAGAGGCUUCAGAGUUAUGGAUCGAUAAGGAAGGAAAAAGAGUGGAAGAGGACGCUGGCUUGCAAGCUGUACGAGGAACGAAUGACGUACAAGCUGUGCAAGGAACGAAAGGUGGCGGAAGGUGGCGAAGAGAUGGAUCUACUCUGGGAGGCUUACGAGGCCAAUGCUAGUGAGACUGAUACCAAGAAGAAGGAGAAGAAAGCAAGGAGAGUGGAGCUUGAAGAAGAGGAAGAGGAAGAGGAAGCGGAAGAGGACGAGGAAGAGGAAGCAACAACUGGACAAUUGUGCUGCCUUCAAGCAUUGAAGCUAUCAGCUGGAAAGAUGAAUCUGGGAAUGGGGAAACGAAAUCUGAUGAAGAUAUCUAAAGUUCUGAAAGGAAUGAGGAUGUUCCAUGUGGGUAGUAGAAAGAGCACCAAAGCAUAAAAUCUAGCUCAGAAGAAAUAAUUUGUGAAGACUGUAAAAAGGAGGCACAGUUAUGAGAAUCUCACUCUCACUCUCUCUCUCUCUCUCUCUCUCUAAAAAAAGAUCUGAUUGCACUUUGAAGCAGCAUCCACAGUCUGCUACUGAUGGUUCUUGCCUGCAAUUCAUCUGUGUUCUAGUGAUCCUCACUUGAAGGUGCUGUGGAGUUUGUAAAAAGGAAGUAUAGUCAUAGAAUGCCAUUUCUCUCUACACAAGAUUUUGGUUGCUCUUAGAAAUGGUACCUAAGUCUGUUGCUGAUGUUUCCUUCAUGCAAUUCAUCUGUGUUCCAGAAAUGCUUUCUUUCAUGAGA
Musa acuminata subsp. malaccensis (wild Malaysian banana) is the source of this 1806-nucleotide messenger RNA. RefSeq lists its product as uncharacterized. The record is from RefSeq and is a predicted model, not a curated record. Lineage: Eukaryota; Viridiplantae; Streptophyta; Magnoliopsida; Zingiberales; Musaceae.